ACGCAUGCGCCAGUAAGGGGAAGAAAGAGAAGAAAAAAAAAAAAAGCCUCCUUCCGCUUAUUCGUUAUCCCGGUAUCUCGCGCAAGAGCUAUCAUGGCGGCCGGACCUUUUGGUUUGCUCGGGACGGUCUUCUUGCUGGCGGCGACGUUUCAGUUUCCCUCACGUUCGUGGGCUUCAGAAACGCCCGGCGGCGGUGGCGGCGAUGCUGUCGUCGCCGGUGAACGGUUUAAAAUCGAGGGUCGCGCGGUGGUGCCGGGAGUGAAGCCCCAAGACUGGAUUGCGGGCGCCCGAGUGCUGGUGGACGGGGAGGAGCACGUCGGCUUCCUCAAGACAGAUGGAAGCUUUGUGGUUCACGAUAUUCCUUCUGGAUCAUAUGUUGUUGAAGUUAUAUCUCCAGCUUACAAAUUUGAACCAGUACGAGUAGAUAUUACUUCAAGAGGAAAAAUGAGAGCAAGAUACGUGAAUUAUAUCAAAACAUCAGAAGUCGUUCGAUUGCCAUAUCCCCUUCAAAUGAAAUCUUCUGGGCCUCCUUCAUAUUUUAUAAAGAGAGAGUCUUGGGGAUGGACAGACUUUUUAAUGAAUCCCAUGGUUAUGAUGAUGAUCCUUCCGUUGUUAAUCUUUGUAUUAUUACCCAAAGUUGUUAAUACAAGUGAUCCUGACAUGAGACGGGAAAUGGAGCAAUCCAUGAAUAUGUUGAAUUCUAACCAUGAGCUUCCUGAUGUGUCAGAGUUCAUGACAAGACUUUUCUCUUCAAAAUCUUCCAGCAAGUCUACUGGCAGUAGCAGUAAAAUAGGAAAAAGUGGUGCAGGAAAAAGGAGGUAGUUGUUUCUUUUCCUGGAACCACAAUUUGCACAGCUCUGUGAUGUGUUAUCAUCUGGAUGUUCUGUGAAAGAACAGAAAGCCACUACUGUAACCUUAAUUCAGUUUGAAUUUUGAAAGGAUACAACUGUAGCUUUUUAAUCUAUUUAAGUAUCUUGUUCUUGAAAUAUCCAGGAGCAUCACUUCUGUCUAAAAUAUGUAAGGUCAGUACUGAUGAUAAUUUAACUUCUUUGUAGAGAAUGACAUUAAAGAAUUUAAAUUAUGUGCAAUA
This is a messenger RNA of Pseudonaja textilis, 1090 nucleotides long. It is a transcript of the gene EMC7, whose product is annotated as ER membrane protein complex subunit 7. The record is from RefSeq and is a predicted model, not a curated record. Gene Ontology annotation, cellular component: EMC complex. NCBI's taxonomy places the organism in Eukaryota, Metazoa, Chordata, Lepidosauria, Squamata, Elapidae. Gene Ontology annotation, molecular function: carbohydrate binding.